This is a messenger RNA of Bipolaris victoriae FI3, 171 nucleotides long. RefSeq lists its product as hypothetical. The annotation marks the transcript as partial. The record is from RefSeq and is a predicted model, not a curated record. Lineage: Eukaryota; Fungi; Ascomycota; Dothideomycetes; Pleosporales; Pleosporaceae. The transcript has a single exon.
GUAGAGUCUCGCGCUCAUUCGACCCCUCCCCCACUCAGCUUCAACUGUAUCACAACCUCCCCCGACGCCCUCCUUGUCGAACUCCCCAACACGAACACGCAUGCGAUAACCAAGACUGCAAGCGCAGAUUCCGACGCCAUACACAUCCCUUGCCUUAUACCAGCGUUUUGA